Molecule: messenger RNA, 1413 nt
Organism: Bipolaris zeicola 26-R-13
Lineage: Eukaryota; Fungi; Ascomycota; Dothideomycetes; Pleosporales; Pleosporaceae
Product: glycosyltransferase family 31 protein
Exons: 2
Coding region: 1-1413 (470 amino acids)
Cellular component (GO): membrane
Molecular function (GO): glycosyltransferase activity
Source: RefSeq, a predicted model, not a curated record
AUGCUGAGAACAGUGGCUGGCCGCCUGGCGCGACGGCCAUGGAGAUUUGUCUUUCCCGGCCUCCUAUUCUUCUUCUUCUUCUACUCUCUCUCGCACCGCACAGGGUCGCGUACACAGGGGCCCGUACACAAGGCCAAGACCAAGUCGUUUUUUCCGCCUCUGGAGACAAAAGCCGCCAACUCGAUUGAGCUCGACUACUGCAAGAAUUUCCCAACCAAGCUGCUCGAAGAAGUGCAGGUCGUACUCAAGGUGGCCUCGGACGGCGCACACGAAACAAAAGCGCAUCUCAACACGGUUUCGAGCUGCAUCACCAACCUGAUCAUAGUCGGCGACAGGGACGAGCGACUAGGUGACCGACAGGUCAUUGAUAUUCUAGCGGAGCUGCCCAAGAGUUACCAAAAGGACAACCUCGAUUUUGAGGCCUAUGUCGCGCAGAAAAAGGCACACGAAGGGGGCGAGACAGUCAAGGGACAACAGCGGUCGUUCAAGCUCGACCGUUUCAAGUACCUGCCCAUGGUUGAUAAGGCAUACAUCACCAACCCAACGGCCAAGUGGUUUGUCUUUGUCGAGUCAGACGUCUACUUUUUCUGGGACACGCUAUUCAGACUAUUGAGCCAGCUGGACCCCUCGGAGCCUCAUUACAUGGGCGAACCGCACAAAGGCUCUGAAGGCCGGCAAUUCGCCUACGGCGGGGCGGGCAUCGUCCUCUCACAGGGUCUGGUAAAGAAACUCAUCCCUGCCAAAACGGUUGGAUCGACAGAAAUUCCGCGCGAAAAUCGCCUGAGCGUCCGAUAUGAGAACUGGGUCAAGGAAGAGCAGCGCGGUGACGCUGUACUAGCCUACGCCAUCCAGAACGCGACAGGACACAAGAUAGCGCCUAUGCACCCCACAUUUGCAAGCGAUAAGGUCAAAGAUGUCGUCACUACAAAGGAGAGGUGGUGUGUCCCCAUGCUUUCGCUGCACCAGGUCAAGCCGCAGCAGAUGGAGGAUCUUUGGAAGUGGGAGCGGACCCGACCAUACAACACUAAACCGUUUACCUACUCAUCAUUUCUCUCGUACACACACGCCUUCCUCUCCCAAGGUCCCAGCCGCGAAUGGUGGGAUAAUCUCUCGACCGCACCCGUCCCUAACGACCGCCCUGCGCACCACAACGCCGGUUCUUGUGGUUCCGAAUGCGCCAAUGACAACAAUUGUUUACAAUGGUCAUAUUCACAGACGGUCUGCCGCCAUGCCGACUACAUCAAGCUUGGUGACGCGGUAGAUCGAGAGAAUGGCGGACAGGGUGAAUUUGUCAGCGGUUGGGAUACUGCAAAGCUGCGCGCAAUGGGAUUUGGAGUCGAGGGAGAAAAUGGACAGCGAGAGUUCUACGCAGGCUGUGAGGAGGCUACCUGGCUUACUCCAAAGGCAGGUUAG